This is a messenger RNA of Cylicostephanus goldi, 240 nucleotides long. The record is from the annotation of a GenBank genome assembly. Lineage: Eukaryota; Metazoa; Nematoda; Chromadorea; Rhabditida; Strongylidae.
UGCAAGACAGAACGAGAAAGCAAACACUUCAGUAGCAGAAACUCUUCUGGGCGAAUGGGGCAGUCCGAUGGUGAAUCCACAGCGAUCUUCUCAGAAACUGCUGCACUCACUAGAGCGGAAGACUGUACUGAAGGAAGCGCUUGCGGCUUCUACACCGAAGAGUCGUCCACCGCUGAAGGAGCUGACUCGAAUUUCAACGAACAAAAGAAAACGUUCCUCGAGUUCAACAGUGGAAAAUGA